Messenger RNA from Tachysurus vachellii, 1704 nucleotides. RefSeq names its product NADH:ubiquinone oxidoreductase subunit V3 (gene ndufv3). The coding region runs from base 53 to 1546 and encodes 497 amino acids. NCBI's taxonomy places the organism in Eukaryota, Metazoa, Chordata, Actinopteri, Siluriformes, Bagridae. The transcript has 4 exons. Gene Ontology annotation, biological process: mitochondrial ATP synthesis coupled electron transport. Gene Ontology annotation, cellular component: mitochondrion. The record is from RefSeq and is a predicted model, not a curated record.
CGCUUGACAUAAAGUCGUUUUCUGCACGAACAGUAAUAGCAGGGGCACAAAGAUGGCGACCUCAAUGCUAAGGCUAGGACGACUAGGAACAUUGAAGUGCCUCAGGCAGGAUGGCUGGGGCUCUCUGAAAACUCCACUCUCUGCAGCUUUCUGCACUAAAACUGAGGCACCCAAGAAGCCAGCAAAGAAAGCUUCAAGUAAGACCUUAGAGGCUCCUGACGAGAGGGCUGCUCUGCUAGCCUACAAGACCACUGUUGCCUUCCCUACUAGACUUUCCACUCCAGGAUUUCUCAGUCAAGGUGUUGCAUUAGGUGAAUAUGACAGACAAAGCAGGGAUCCCAUGACAGGUGAGAACUCAGUGGCUGCGGGUGCCUCAACACUUCAAGUUUCAUGUGAGGCUUUGAGUAAAGAUGAUGUCGAUGCCAAACAAGCUGAAUCCGUCACUGAUGAUUCUGUCCAAGCCGAAACGGCAGCAAAAGCUACUCCAACUGCAGAGACAUCUACGAACAAAGAUGCAGCAAGUCCAACCAGUGCUGAUGUAAAGGCACCAAAAGAUGGUGAUGCUACAUCAUCUUCAUCAUCUUCCAGCGAUUCAGAUUCUGACUCAGAUUCUGACUCUGAUUCUGACGAUGAAAAACCAGAAACUAAAAUGAUCAAACCGGUGGGACAGACUGAAGAUAAAACAGGACAAGAAGAAAUACCAUCAGCUGAAAGAGAGGGGCCCACAUCAGACAUGAAGACCAGAGCUGUUCCUGAACCUGUACAACCUUCUGAUUUUGAAGGUUUACCUAAAAGCUCACCUGUAGGAGCAGCUGAGGGUUCUCCUGUAGGAGCAGCUGAGGGUUCUCCUGUAGGAGCAGCUGAGGGUUCUCCUGUAGGAGCAGCUGAGGGUUCUCCUGUAGGAGCAGCUGAGGGUUCGCCUGUAGGAGCAGCUGAGGGUUUGCCUGUAGGAGCAACUGAGGGUUCUCCUGAAAGUACACCAGAGGUCAGGGAAGCUGUGAGUCAACCUACAACUGAAAAAGUACCUGGUUCGAACAUAGCAGCAGCCUCAUCAGAAGAGAUAAUCGACCCUGCUCCUGUGUCAUGCACACCUGAAAGUGUUCAAACUCAAGCAGAAGUUAUACCAGAAAAAAAUGCAGACGUACGGGUGAGGUCUUCAGAUGUUUCUAAUGCCAUCCCUGAACCUGUCACCGAUUCAGGCCACAAACCACAAGUCAACCACGAUUCUGCUUCCGAAGUGGCAUCAGAACCAAAAGUCAAAAGCAAAGCUGCACCAGAGAUGACAGAAGCUGUAGCUGCAGCUGAAGAGUUAGUGGACACCGCUCCUGUAAUAACUGACGCAGAAGAAGUCCAAGCUGAACCUGAAGCAGCAGCUGCACCAGAGGAAGCUGCCCCUGCACUCGAGCCCGAGCCGUUCGACAACAGCAUGUACAAGAACCUGCAACAUCACAAUUACAACAGUUACACAUUUGUGGACAUGGAUGUGGAGAUGGCCAAGUACCGUCUGGCCCAGCCCACUACGGGAAGACCAUCACCCCAGCACUGAGCUCUCCCUCAGGGGGCCUGUGAUCUCCUUCCUGUUCUCCACAGUGAUUAACGUCCUACUGCUUUUCCUUUGCUCUGAUUUGUCUUUCAGAAGGUUGGCCACAUUGCAACUUUCUGGUGAAAUGCUUGUAAUUACAUUAAAGUAUAUAAAUUAAUGAA